AUGAAUUACCAACGGUGGCGCGAUACGGACGGUGACGAUUCCCGGAGUCGCAAGAGUCAACGCAAACGACAAUCCCGGGGCACCAAUUCGUACCAACGUCCCUGGAACGUGGAAGACGACGACGACAACAACAAUAAUAAUGGAAGUAAUCGUCGACGCAGUACCCAGUCGACGUCGUCGUCGAGAUCUCAAAGUCGUCGGAGUUCAACGACGCCAUCCCACACCCAAACGACCAAGAGUCGAUCCUCCCGUUCCGCCUCGUACACAUCUCCCGCAAUCACCACCACGACGCGAGUCCGCAAUCGACGAUCCUCGCACGGUCCCGUCGGACCCUCGACGACUCCCGUAUCGGUGGACAUUGACGUUUCGGACGAUGACGACGAUCACGACCAUUACCGCAACGUGGACUCGGCGCGGGGCUCCCAUGGGGCGGCGUACCCCGCACGGUCGACACCGUCGCCCAGUGCCGAAUCUACCACUUCGGCGGCCUCGUUCCGGACUUCGGCCGCGCUGGAAAAUCGGACCGCCCGACACUAUCGGCGACGCACCCCGUCGCCGCAGGCGGUCGUGUCGGGCGGUCCGGAAGCGAUGGGCCCCCCGGGAUCGAUCUCGCGGGAACUAAGGAACCGCCGAUUGGCAUCCCAACGACCAUCGUCUCCUGUCGCGAUCCGUCCCGCCGUACCGCUUCCCGUACAGGCUGCUGCGUCCAUACCACCCCGUCCGCACAACCCACCCCAGGUACCCGCAGUCGAAUCGGCUCCAAAAACACCCUCCCCGCAAGCGGUUGCGGUCGACUCACGUCGCGGUGGCGCUGCCUUCUUCAAACGCACCGCCCCCGUCCCCAUCGACGCCGAAGAUUCCGCCCGACUCCUACAGCUCGAACGCGAGGCCCGCGAAAAUGAGCUCGCCAAAUUGCGCCAAGCCCGUUGGGUGCGGGAUAACGAACGGGAACAAACUCGUUCCGCCGCAGCACGGAUCGAGGAUCCACCCCUCACACAAUCAUCCCACCCACCUACCAGUCGCAUCGUACCGUCGGUGAUUCCACUCGACCCCAAUCCUACCGUUGUUGCGGAAUCGUCCCGUCGUGGGCACACCGAUGACGUACAACCAUCGACCAUUCCCGCGGCGGUAAUCGCGUCCCCACGGAAGGCGGUGGUUCGUCCGGACCCCGAACCCCGGGAGAAAGUCGAUCGUCCCGUCCCUCGACGGUCCACUUCGCGUCCCGUAACGCCACCACCGGGUCCAACGUCGGACGAUGUCUCCGACGUCGGUAGUGCCGCGAGCGACGUGGGGCGGUAUUUGGCCCAGCGCAAGUCAUCAUCAUCCCCCAAUCCUGCCUUUUUGGCAUCCCGCGCUGCCUUUGCGGGGAAGACUUUAACGACGAACGGGACUCGGCCAAUGAGAAAUGCGUUGCCGCUGGCGGCCGAUAACGAAGCCUCUGACGGCAACGAGUCGGACGAUUCGGAAGAAACCACCACGGAAGAGGAAUCCAGUAGCGACGAAGACCCGGACGUGCCGGAAUGGAGUGUACGAGUGUGUGUCGUAUCGGCAAUAGACUUGCCCGCCAACGUUGUACCCAAUCUACCCUUUAGUCCCGUUUUUGAUAUUGGUUUGGUUCGAUUUCCAGGCCCCGACGUGGACUCCCGGAUCCAACUACCUGGUGACGACGCCAGUCGACAAAACCUGAGUGCCUUGCUGACUAAAGGAGGCUUGCACUCUGUACCACGGUCGCGUGUCCAGUGUACCAAUUUGAAAACUCUCAGUCAACGAGACAACGGAUCGGUCGAAUUUCACGAAGAACUGCGGUGGGACCGUGUCAAGUACCCGGAAGAGCUGGCGCUGGCAAUCCAGCUCUCCGCUAAAGCGGUGAUUGCUCCGGCAAACAUCAAGGAAAACCCACCAAUGCAAAAAGUCCAACCACUCCAGUUUGGUAACCCGUCGGCACAAAACGGAACGGGGUGGAACUCCGCGGGUAAGACCAGCUCCGGUAGUAGCAGCGAGGCAGGGGGGUCUCUCUUUCGGCGCACCCAAAAAAGCUCGGCCGAAAUGGAAACCGCCAAUGCGGCUGCAGCCGUGGCCCAGCUUUUGGUGACGGGUGAAAAAUCGAAAGCGGACGACGAAGGGCGUCUGUUCGACUCGAAGGCGGCAAAUUCAAAAGCCGUGUCGGGCAAUCGGAGUGAACUGAACGUAAAGCUCAAGCAUCGCAAGCGACGUCGAAAGCCAAAAUUAACCGACGACUUGCGCCUCGGUUCCCAGAUAGUCCCGCUCACCGCGUUACCACUGCGGAAAGCCUACGGCCAGGAGCACGAGGCAAGAAUCGAACAGUGGUUUGAGCUCGAUGGUGCGAGCGACGUAACACCUACGACACCGUCGCCAGCCAGCUCUCCCGCGAGAGGCAAUCGGCGAAAUCCUAGCAUAUUAUUGGAAAUCACGUUUUCUGCACCGGAAGUACUGGACGACAGUUGUUGUCAAGGCGAAGGAGAAGGUUGA
Messenger RNA from Phaeodactylum tricornutum CCAP 1055/1, 2490 nucleotides. RefSeq lists its product with no specific name. The coding region runs from base 1 to 2490 and encodes 829 amino acids. NCBI's taxonomy places the organism in Eukaryota, Bacillariophyta, Bacillariophyceae, Surirellales, Neidiaceae. The record is from RefSeq and is a predicted model, not a curated record. The transcript is spliced from 3 exons.